Messenger RNA from Ilex paraguariensis (yerba mate), 269 nucleotides. The record is from the annotation of a GenBank genome assembly. Lineage: Eukaryota; Viridiplantae; Streptophyta; Magnoliopsida; Aquifoliales; Aquifoliaceae.
GAAUGAAAAAUAUUCAUUUGAAGGAUCUUCCAAGUUUUAUCAGAACUAUAGGUCCGAAUGACAUAAUGUUCAAUUUCACCAUGACUGAAGCUGAGAAAGUUCAUAAAGCUUCUGCAUUGAUUUUGAACACAUUCGAUGCCCUAGAGCAUGAAGUCUUGGAGGCACUUUCAACAAUUUUUUUCACAGUCUACACAAUUAGACCUCUCCAACUACACCUGAAUCAAAUCAAAGAAGAUGAUAUGAAAACUUUUGAGUCAAAUCUUUGUUAA